This is a messenger RNA of Dicrocoelium dendriticum, 1353 nucleotides long. NCBI's taxonomy places the organism in Eukaryota, Metazoa, Platyhelminthes, Trematoda, Plagiorchiida, Dicrocoeliidae. The record is from the annotation of a GenBank genome assembly.
AUGAUUUUCCCCGAAAUACACAACCGCGCGAUCGAGGAUUUGCUUCUAAUUAGAUUUCAAAAUGCAAAACAAGGAUUGAAAUAUGAAAAAUUUAACUACAUCCUUGCCGACUUCGAUGGCGUGGUCUAUCGAGUACACAGCCUACCCAACGAUAAAUCGAAGCUUAUCGUUAGCAUUUAUUUGAGCUAUUUCAAGGAACUGCAAGAAUUUAGGGCUAACGACGUACUUAAGAAGGAAUAUGGACCUCACCUUUGUUCUGAACCGGAGACGGACUGCAGCAUAUCACUUAUAUAUGAUUUGGCAAAUUUGCCGUAUGAUCUUCCAUCAUUGGCACACCAAGCGUCUUUAUUGAAGCGAAACUGUCUCGCAUCUGUCUUUGAACGCCUGUUUGAGUUUCAGGCCAGCGAAGGGGCCAUUGGCUUCAAACAAGCCGUUAUUCAUUAUCGCUCUGACGAGACACUAUACAUUCAAGCCCAACCGGAUCGUGUCACGGUCAUUUUCAGUACGCUUUUCAAAGAUCCUGGAGAUGCUAUCCUUGGUAAAGUUUUCAUGCAGGAGCUAACCGAGGUCCGACGGCGUAUAGAUCGCGCUCCUCAAGCGCUGUGCUCCUAUGGCACUCCACCAGCUGAAUUAAAGGACACGGAUGCUGUCGUUGGUGACAAUGUUGCCUAUAUCACAUUCGUGCUCUUCCCACGCCAUCUCACUCCGACCGCCGCACCUCGCACAAUCAAUCUGAUGUAUUCUCUGCGCAAUUACCUGCAUUACCACAUCAAAUGCGCCAAAGGCUACGUCCAUCGACGCAUGCGUACAAAAGCCACGGAAUUUGUCAAAAUCCUCAACAGAGCUCGACCGCAGUACUCCACUGUCCCGGUGAUUCAGUUGAGUGUGUUACCCAGCAGGUUCCCUUCCACCACCAGCUUCGCCAGCCUCUACAGUAGCGAAGGAGACGGCGAUUUGGCUGACGCGACAAGUCCCAAUGGAAUGUCAAAGGAGACAUCGCCUGAAUUACCUUGUGUACCGGACUUUACCGCUAUGAAUGGUUAUGUCUGACGCCAAUGAUCUCUUUCAGAACCGAUUCUUUGGUUUGGAUCCUUCCGAACCUCUUGUGCAUUUAUAGAUUAACCCUUAGAUGCCAAUAUCCGUUUGUCUUCCCGAGUUUCGCUUUUGUUUCUUGGUUCAUGUACCACGAACACGAUGUUAGAACUUCAUGUCAGACCAUUCUUUCGUGAGUAUAUUCAGUCACCGUGUUUAGUCCUUUUUGCGAUAACACCGCAUUCGACAACUUUUCUCUUCUUUCAUGGAUUGCGCUGCUUACGGUAAACCAUAUCAAAUAUACCACUUAUUUCGCUGAAA